AAGAUCAGUGGCGCCAGCUGUACGUAAGUACAGAGUGAGGAAGACUGCAACGAGUUCAGACGCAAGGCAACGUAGCUGGAUCCAAGGUCCGUCGUCAGUGCAGAGUCUGCAAGCGAAUUCGCUCGAAAACCUUAAGAGAGGAAAGGAGGCCCACCUGCUUCCUGCCUCUUGCUGUGAAGAAAGGAACACAACACAUUUCACUGUGGGAAAGCGGGGCUCUCUGAGCAACGCUAAGGUUUCAUUAGACGGGAAAACGGAAGUCGUUGGGCUGGAGUGUGUUCUGAUGGCCGAGUCAGAGACUGAAUGUGACACACCGGGCCUUGACACAUUAGGCUCCGAGUGUGUCAUUGCCCAUACCCAAGUCGGAGAUCUGCAUUAUGCAGCAGAGACAGAAAUUAUGACACAGGAGGACAAAAGGGGGCUCGAUCUUGAGGCUAUUCAUGGUUCAGAUCUGGCCAAAAUACAAGGCCUGGGCCCAGAGUUGGGUGCUGUGACUUGUGUUGACGCUGACCAAAUUGUUACCGAGACCGACCAUGAUUACACCAAGGCAGAUCAGACAGGCCUCCAGUGCUUCGGAGGGCAUCAUGACAUUAAGCAUGAGAAUGAAACCUUCCUCGGCGAAGUCCUCCUCAAAGCAGAGAUGAGUGGCGCUGGACCUGAUCAUGUCGUCAAAGCUGAAUCUGACCAUGGAGGUGAGCUCACAGUGGAGUCUGAAAAUGGUGUGGUCAUUCAUGAGGCCCAUGGCCUGCAAUGCAAUGAGUGUGGUGAGAUUUUCAGCAGCAUCACAGAUCUCCAUCAACACUUUGAAAUCCACAAGGCCACCAACCCCUACAUCUGUGUCCACUGUGGUGAAAGCUUCGCAGUGGACUCCAGCCUGAAGGCUCACAUGAAAAUCCACAUGAAGGAGAAGAGUUACGGCCCCACUGGCGUGGAGCUAGUCGGCAAAGUUGGCAUCGACGCCUUCAAUCUCAAGCCUCACCAGAUGAUGCAUUCUCCUGAGAAGCCCCACAGAUGCUCCGAGUGCGGCAAGUGCUUUGCUGCGGCCAUCACCCUCCGAGAGCACAUGAAGAUGCAUUCAGACGACAAGCCAUACAAGUGUACACAGUGCAGGAAGAGCUUCAUCCGCCGGCGUCACCUGAAAAAGCAUCAGGAGAUGCACGCCCGGGAGAAACCCUUCAGCUGCACGCUGUGCGGGAAAGGCUUUGCCACGGCCUCCAACUUGAAGCAACAUCAGAAGACCCACGCCGGAGACAAGCCACACCGAUGCCUCCAGUGUGGCAAGUGCUUUGCCGCAGCUGCCACCCUGCGGGAGCACGCCAGGAUUCACUCGGGCGAGAAGCCCUACAAGUGCAACCAGUGCAGGAAGAGCUUUGUCCGCAAGCGCCACCUGAAGAAGCACCAGCUGGUCCAUUCUGGUGGCAAGCCAUACCGCUGUUCCCACUGCGACAAGGGCUUCAACCACUCCUCCUCCUUGUCCCGACACAACAAAUCACACUCGGAGGGGAAGAACAUGUACAGCCCGCCUGAGAAGCUGAAGAACAUCUACACCCAGCCCGAGAAGUCAGUGAGUGUGUUCUACGAUGCCCCAACCCCAAAGAAGCGUGGCAUGCCGGGAGAGAGGCAGUACAGCUGCCGCUAUUGCGAGAAGAUUUUCAAUCAUUCGUCCUCCCUGUCAAGGCACCAGAAAACUCAUUCAGACGGCAAGUCCUACGCCUGCCCCCACUGUGGGAAGAGUUUUAAUCACUCCUCCUCUCUAGCAAGACACCAGCGUGUCCACUUGGACGAGAAGCCCACCUUCAGCGUUCCAUCAGGAAAGGGAUACAGCCCUGUUGUCAAGCAAAGAAUCCUGCAAAGUGAGAAGCCAUACCGGUGCUCUCAAUGUGGAAAGGGAUUCAAUCAUUCAUCUUCCCUUUCGAGGCACCAUAGAAUCCAUAUAGACCAGUGAGCACAUGCCUGCAAUUUAAUGUGGUCUCUCCCAGUAGUAGUUUCACCAUGUAACAAUGUCAGGCCACAUUUCAGCUGUAAGGUUUAUCCUUCACUAUAAAAAUGACAAGUUAAACUAGUUGUGGCCUCGGCUGAAGGACUGUAAAUUCUUUACUCAGCUAAACUUAGAGUUCUUUGAUCCUCCAAUAUAAAAAAAAUGACAUUGAGCCGCUAUCCCUAGUGAUCCUGCUUGAAUGGCUUGAUUUGUUACAUGCCUCAAUGUUUUUAAAGAUGAGUUCACCUCAGUAUGAUUAACCUGUAUAAUAAUAAUAAUAUCAUAGUGAUUUCAGUUAUACUGACUUGGGCCAGUUCUCUUAAGUGUAUCCUGUAGGCCUAAGGGAGAAUAAUUUUAUGAGAGGCUUUGCAUCUCCAUGUCAUGUUUUACCCUGAGGUCCCUUCACUCGAGUUGACAGCCACAGAAGUUAUUGAAAACCAAGAGGUCUUGAAGCAGUUCAAGAAGGUCUUGAUGCAGUUUUCUUUUGUUCAAGUCCACCAUUGUUGGUUAACAUGAUAUCAUAUGUAAAUAAAUACAUGUUGAUUUUUUUUUUUUUUUUUUAAAUAUAUGUAUAGGUGUGUAGUAUGCAGGUGUUCCUGAAGCUGAGCUAUAUUUUUGGUAAUCCCAUGAGUCUUACCCUUUUUUUUUUUUGCUUUGUAAUGACCUAAUGAUUUGAUGUUAACCAGUAGAUGUCACUGAUUUCACAUAGUCAGUGAACGAAGGAAAAAGGCACACUACUUUCUUAAAGAGCUUUAAAAAUGUGUAGCCUGGCCGUGUAUUUUUGCAGCCUCUAAAAGAGAACUAGUCACUGGAUAAAAACCCAAGAUCUCAUCAUGGUGUGUUGUGUUUGUCAACCUUUUGUAACUUCACUUAAAAAGUACAGUAGUAAAAUGACAAUUGCUCAGUGUCUUUGAGUUUAUGAUCAUGCCCUUAACACCUUUUUGAACACAAAUGUGGACUGUAUGCCAACCAGUAUGAGAAUUUAGUAACUCAAGUCCAGACAGCGUUCAAAGCAUGUUCAAAGACGGCUUACUUAUUGACUGAAGCAGUGUGGUAACCUUAGACUUCAGGGUUAAACUAUGUUCAGCAUCCUACGGUGUAGUUUUGAUUGAGGGCGGUUGUUGGGUGAUUUUAAUCCAAAAUGUAUGUUAGGAAUAAGUGGUUUAUACAUAUUUGAGAAGAUAAAACUUAUUCUUUGCUUUGGAGACUAAAUCAGUUAGCAGUGUAUAGCAUAAUAGUUAACUUAUAUUCAUAAGACAUUCUACAAACUAUCAAAAGACUGUGUAAUAGAUUGUGUAUACUCAAGUACGGAUUAUAGCUUGCUUUAAUGAACACCUAAUUUGAUUUCAACAGUUUCAGAAUUCCAUGGGUUUGCACUUUCUACCUACCAGUUCUGUGUAUGAAAAAAUCUUUUACAAACUGAUGUAUUUUUUUAAAUAUGGUUUGGGUCAUUUGAAAGGGAAAUGAAAGGUAUACUGUUUUUAUGGGAGUGAGCAUUAUAUAGAACAACUUAUUUCUUUUUUCCUCCUUUGGUUAACAAUUGUGCUUCAGAUGGUAGCAUAGGCUUCAUUGUUAGUUAGGUGCCUUAUUGCAUGCUGUGUAGAGAUGUAUGCUGAGAUAAUUGAAAAAAAAAAAAAAAGUAAGGUUUUGGCUAUCCCUCUUUUUGUUCCUAUACAUACUAAUCAAUGUUCAUUUUAAUUUGAAUUCAUUUUUUUUUUUUGCUUAUCUGUAUAUGACUUAUGUUUACACAGUUACUGUUGUCCUUUUAAUUUCCCAGUCUUUGUCCAUUGGCCUUGGUGUAGAAAAAAAUAGAGGUUAAAAUAAGGAAGUUACAAUGCCGUUAGUCCAUACUUUGAUUGCCCUCGUUUAGUGGUCAAGGCUACCAUGUUGUUCCAUCUGUCCCCAAACCUUGAGUGGCAAAUAUAUGGAUAAAUAAAGGGUGUUGGCUGUCCAA
Sardina pilchardus (European sardine) is the source of this 3932-nucleotide messenger RNA. RefSeq lists its product as uncharacterized. The transcript is spliced from 2 exons. The coding region runs from base 284 to 1945 and encodes 553 amino acids. The record is from RefSeq and is a predicted model, not a curated record. NCBI's taxonomy places the organism in Eukaryota, Metazoa, Chordata, Actinopteri, Clupeiformes, Clupeidae.